This is a messenger RNA of Arctia plantaginis, 423 nucleotides long. The record is from the annotation of a GenBank genome assembly. NCBI's taxonomy places the organism in Eukaryota, Metazoa, Arthropoda, Insecta, Lepidoptera, Erebidae.
AUGGUUGCUACAAGUGUGGUUCGUCUUCGAAACAAAAUGAAAAAAGUUGUGUUUUUACUCUUGGUGACGUUAACUAUUUUGGCCAUCACGGAGGGCAAAUCCUGUGGCUCCCAUCAUUCACGAUGUAACGAGAAAGGGCGUAGGAAAUGUGCCGCCUCUAGCUCAUCAUCAUCAUCAGAAUCAAAUUCAUCCGAAGAUGAAUCUUGCGAAGAAACUAGAAGAAAUGAUUCAUCGUCGUCUUCGUCGUCGUCAUCAUCAUCUUCUAGCUCAUCAUCAUCUGAAGAACAUAGCAAAGACAAUGAAAUUGUCGGUAUAGAUAUGUGCAGAAAUCUAUUGGUGUUUAGCAAGAAAUGGAAGCAUUUGAAUACUAAGCACAGGUGUGCAGUUCGAGACCAAAAUCAAAUUUAUGAUGUCCAAGUUUAA